CCGCUGUGACAGAUGGAAUGCGCGUGCGAGCUCACGUCGUUCAGAUGAGCCGUCGCUUUAUUGCUCAAUAUUUUGUGGUGCAAACGACCGAUUCAGGUUUCUUCUUCUUCUUUGAAAUUGUCGUGAGACUGAGAGAAACUGAAACUGCUGAGAUCCUGCGACAUUUUUUACAUUUUUGUACCUGUUUAAGUUUAGUUUAAAUAAAAUUCUUUUGAUUUGACUAUCCUAUCUACUAUACUAUCUAGUAUUCAGAAAAGCAACCCAAUCAAACCUGAGUGUUAAAGGCUUGUCCCUCACUACGGGUUAUCACGUUUUGAUUGCUGCUCCAGCGAACAUGCCUGUAAGUAAUGCAAUUAUGUGUUUUAAAUCGCAAAUGACACCUUUCUGUACAAUUUGGUUGGCCGUUAAUCCCAUCACCAGCUUAGACAUAAGACCUCGUGAACAAGGAACCAGACCAACCAGAAUGCCUGAUUGGGAAACUCCAAUCCAACGGGGAGGAUCUUACCUGUGACUACAAAAGAGAGACGGUUCCCUCUGGGUAUUUAUUGUUUGAGUUUGAUGAAUGACGAUCAGAACUCUCCGUAUGACAACACAGUUGCAAACAUGUCCCUCGCCGUUCCGUUAGAGGAGCAGUUCAAGUGCUGCAUCUGCCUGGACAUCUUCACCCACCCGACCUCCAUCCCAUGUGGUCACAACUUUUGCCUGGAGUGUAUUGAGGGAUUUUGGGACACUAAGAGAAAGACUGAGUGUCCUUUGUGCAAAGAGAAAUUCAGAGAGCGACCACCACUAAAGAUCAACUGUGGAUUUAAUGAAAUCAUUAAGAUUUACAAAAGGGCUCAAGAGGGGAGUGCAAACCUUGCGACGCCGCCAGGAAGCGAGGCUGACCAAGUUCCCUGUGACGUUUGCUGCGGAGACAAGUCCCCAUCGGUCAAGUCGUGUCCAACCUGCCUGCUGUCUUAUUGCGAACUUCACCUCACGCCACACGAGAGGGAUGCGGCGCUGCAGAAGCACCAGCUGAUGGAUACGGCCACUUUCAUCACCACUCACCUCUGCGGAAAACACAGGAAGCCGCUAACUAAGUUCUGCACGAGCGACCAGAAGCCUGUUUGUGUGAAAUGUACAGAGAGGGAACACAAACACCACACCAUAGUACCGAUAGAGAAGGAGAGGAACAGGGUCAAGACCUCUUUGAGGGACAAAAAGACCAGCAUCAAACAGAUGAUCCAUGCCAGACGCAGAAAGAUGGAACAGAUCAAUAACUCUGUGGAUCUAAGUAAAAAAAUCACAGAGAGGGAGAUCCAGGGCAGUGCUAAGGUCUGCAGCUUGCUCAUAACCGCCAUUGAGAAGAACCAGGCCAGGCUUGUGGAAGAGCUGGAGCAGAAGCAUCAAGAAGCCGAGAGGAGAGCCGCGGAGCUGUUGCAGGAGCUGCAGCAAGAAAUCAGAGAGCUUCAGGCGAGGGGCAUCGAGCUGGUGCAGCUGGAGCAAAGUCAGAGCCCGGUUCACCUCCUGCAGAGUUUCCCAUCUCAAAGUCCACUCCCAUCCACCAGAGAGUGGUCCGAGGUGGCGGUCUACUCUGAUCACUGCAUGGGGGCGGUGACCAGAGCCUUCUCCGAGCUCAUCGCCGUCUGCCAGGAUCUAUCGGACAAGCUGUCUGAAGAUGAAGUAGACAGGCUGAAUCAAUACGCAGUCGAUGUCACUCUGGACCCUGAGACUGCUUCAGGUUGGCUCGUCCUGUCUCCAGACAGAAAGAAGGUGGCCGUCGGCAGCCAGAAGAAUAAUUUAGUCCUGGACAGUCCUCGGCGGUUUAACUCCUGCGUUUGUGUUUCGGGGAAACAAAGCUUUGCCACUGGAAGGCGCUACUGGGUUGUUCAGGUUGGAAACAAAACAGACUGGGACCUCGGCGUGGCCCGGGAGUCCAUCAACAGGAAGGGAGCCAUUGUGGUGCGUCCCGACAGCGGCUACUGGGCCAUCUGCCGGCGGGAAGGCGGCGGCCUCAAAGCCUGUGCCAGCCCCUCCGUCAAGCUCCGCCUCCAAGAAACGCCGCAGAAAGUGGGCGUGUUCCUGGACUACGACGAAGGCUUGGUGUCCUUCUACGACGCAGAGGCAAAGACCCACAUUUACACCUACAGCGGGUGUGACUUCAACGAGCCCCUCAACCCGUACUUCAACCCCUGUGUUCCAGACGAGGGGAAGAACAUCGCCCCGUUGAUCAUCUGUCCUCUGUGACAUGUCAUGAGAAAGGAUGAUGCAAAGGUUUAUUAUUGAAGUUUAUAUACUGUACAAUGAACUAAUUUUACUUGACUAGUAUUUAACCAUCACUGCAAAAGGCUGCUAAAAAAAGAAGGCAGAAAUAUCUACAUUGUAUCUGACUGCAUGUAUUGUUUUUUCAACUCAAUUGAGUCAUGUGUAAAUACAUAUAAUUAUACAUCAUGUAUUUGAACAUAAAAAAGCCUCGAAAGGUGCAUGAACUGUGAAAUGUUAAUAAGUAUCCUAAAGGGGUAAUUUAUCACCUGAGAUACAAAUUGUUUAACCGCAAAUUAACGCGACGGCUCAUCUGAACGACGUGAACUCGCACGCACAUUCCAUCUGUCACAGCGAGGUGAUGGAAGAUGUUUACCCAUGAAGGUCUGGGCGUGAUGUCUUAGCAACGACUCAACAAAAAUAUGCUCUGUACUAUGCUUUUAGAUGUGAUCAUUGUUCUGAUUGAACAUGAACAAUUUCCCUUUGGUGAAGGAAAUUAAUCCAAACAUUUCAUGAAGAAAGAAUUGUAAAAGAAAAGUAACAGCGCACUUGUGUAUUUGUAAAAUUGUCUUUUUAAGGAUUGUUUAAUUUUUUUUGUUAUGUUUUUUCUUUUUUGUUAUUUAUUCAUUCGUAUAUGUUGUGAUACAAUAUUGAUAUAGGUUGCAACUACAAAGUAUUUUUCUCAUUAAACUUAUCUUUUAUGGAAAAUA
Gasterosteus aculeatus aculeatus (three-spined stickleback) is the source of this 2951-nucleotide messenger RNA. Its product is annotated as E3 ubiquitin-protein ligase TRIM21. Gene Ontology annotation, molecular function: zinc ion binding; protein binding. Lineage: Eukaryota; Metazoa; Chordata; Actinopteri; Perciformes; Gasterosteidae. The record is from RefSeq and is a predicted model, not a curated record.